AACAAGAAUGAAUCAAGAAUACAGCAGUUUACUUCAACAACAUUUAUGUAUUUUCUCUGUGCCUUUGCAUAAAACUCUGGGACCUUACACAAAAUAAAAAGUUUACUGUAAAGAAAAAAAAAGCAGAAUCUCAGAAUUCAGGGGGCAGAAUAGAAAUCAAGAGAAAAUUUUCAAAAACCAACAACACGUGUAUACUGUAACAUUCACACCCUGUCGUCUGCAUUUGGCCUCAUGUUUCCAUCCAUUACAUCUGAUGUCUUCUCUGGAGAUGCAUUGUGGGUAGAACCUUUUUGAGUGUCUCCUUUUUAUGGUUUCUGAUGAGGCCAAACACAGAUCACCUGAAUCGAUUUUCAGCUGACAACUACACUCAGCUGUGUUUGGAAUUACAGAAUCUUUUCAUUUAUUUUUAUUGUCAAUAUUUCGAUAUGAUUUUCCAUAGAUUUCAAUGUGGCUGCAGCAGAAAUUCCCCGUGUUUUUCCCCCAUCAUUCUGUUUUGAUUGUGUUUUUAACUGUUUUGAACAGAGUGUGUUAGCAUUUGAAAAAUAUGCUGUAAAAGUCCAGUGUUUUGCAUGUGGUGAACUAGUAACUGAGAGAAGAGUUCAUGAAUUUUAGUGCCUGUGGUCACUGAAUGCAUUUUGUGUGAAAGCAAUGGAAAAUGAUUCACAGUUUGGGCCACAUAGACUGCUGUCUUGCAGACUGAGUUAAGAGUUUUGAACAUGGGACUUCAGUUUCGACCAAUGCGUGUUAGCGAUCGAAAAAAUUGUAAUUUUAACGUGUCCUAAUCGUUAACUUGUUGGGCUUUUGUUUUGAAAAGCCACACCGGAAGCUCCUGUUCAGAUCAGUGUAACUUGACACAGGUGCUGUCGCGGGUAAAUUUUACGGCUUCGGGAAAAGUUUGUUCGUGUGACCGGUGAUAGCCAUGACUGAGCUGGCAGAAAACGGUAUUCCCGACAGAGCUUCGGAGUCGGAGGAUUUUGUCGCGGCGGCUGUGAAAGACGAGGAUGCUCUGGAAGAAGUGUUUGACACCGCGCUGGAAGUACCACAGGAUGUCAAGCUGACAGAAGGUGAAGUCAAAGAGGAGAGAGAUGUCGGAGAGAAGUUGCAGAAUGGAAAUGGACAGUCGGCUUGUCCACCUGCAGCUGGCUCCUCCAGUACUGAGCCAGAGUGGGCGGUGGGAGCUGAGUGUCGGGUGGUGUGGUCAGAGGACGGGCAGGUGUAUCCGGCAGUGGUGGUGUCUGUAGACGGUGAACGCCGCAGAGUUCGUUUCAUUGGCUACGGCAAUGAGGAAGACAUGGAAGUGAGCGCACUCAAGACUUCUGAUGCUGAACCGCAACCACUGAGCUCACAGGACUGGAAGCCUGGCUCUCGGUGCCGGGCAGUGUUUUCAGAGGACGGUCUGGUUUAUCCUGCUGUGGUUCUAUGGGUCAAAGGGCAGCGCUGCCGCAUUCGCUUCGACGAGUACAACAAUGAGGAAGAGCAGGACGUCAGUGGCCUACUGAACCCCGACGAGCUCUACGGACCUAGCAGAGCCAAGGGCGGCAGGAAGUCCAUUGCAACCAGCACUAAUUUUGACUUUAGGAGGAGGAGGAGGGAGGAGAACCAGGGAGAGCGGGGAGGAGAGAGACGGCCAGCAUGGAGAGAUGAUCAGCAGAACUCUUCCUGGGUUAAAGAGAGACCUGGUAAUCAGAGCAAAGUGGAGAAGGAAGCGGACGAGAGGAGGAGAGGAAACCAGCAGAGAGAUGGAGCAGAGAAACCGACCAAUCACAGCUUCCCUUUCUUCCCUCCUUUCCCUCCUCCUCCUCCUUUUCAUUCAAGCUCAGGGGACCCCUUGCCCUUCCUCCCUCUUUUCCCUCCUCCUCUUCCUGCCUGGAUGUUUGGUGGGAAAGAGUCCGGCACCCCUUCGCCCAUCGACGCCACCUCCAGUAUAAUGAUGCUGUGGUACAUGUGUGGCUUCCACACCGGCAGCUACCUGGCUCAGCAACAGUUCAGGUCAACAUCCAAAGACUGAGAUGUACGAUGUUUUGGAGAAAAGCGUCUGCUAAAGAGUUGAAGAGCCACAGAGAGUUAUGGGACAAGACGCAGACUGGGAGUCAUUUUCAUCAACAGUUUACAUUUAUGUUGUAAAUUUUUAGAAUUGUCUUAUUUGUUCUUAGUUGAUGGUUCUCGAGGAAAAGCUCUGGUACUUGGAAAUAGUGCAGGAAGUGUUUUGUGUUUUUCAGUUUGUGUUCAGAGAGUUUGCAAUGGAAAUGUUUGGUUCUGCUGAGAGUUUCAGUGGCGUUGGUGUUUCACUGAACACUGUUAGACAAUGAAAUGAGGAGUAUUUUGUUAUUAAACAAAGAUGGAUAACUUCUC
Acanthochromis polyacanthus (spiny chromis) is the source of this 2352-nucleotide messenger RNA. Its product is annotated as survival motor neuron protein-like. Gene Ontology annotation, biological process: regulation of alternative mRNA splicing, via spliceosome; mRNA processing. Gene Ontology annotation, cellular component: nucleus; precatalytic spliceosome; cytoplasm. The coding region runs from base 920 to 2008 and encodes 362 amino acids. Gene Ontology annotation, molecular function: RNA binding. Lineage: Eukaryota; Metazoa; Chordata; Actinopteri; Pomacentridae. The record is from RefSeq and is a predicted model, not a curated record. The transcript has 11 exons.